Eublepharis macularius is the source of this 3115-nucleotide messenger RNA. It is a transcript of the gene VGLL1, whose product is annotated as vestigial like family member 1. Bases 164 to 838 code for a protein of 224 amino acids. The transcript is spliced from 4 exons. The record is from RefSeq and is a predicted model, not a curated record. Lineage: Eukaryota; Metazoa; Chordata; Lepidosauria; Squamata; Eublepharidae. Gene Ontology annotation, cellular component: nucleus. Gene Ontology annotation, biological process: regulation of transcription by RNA polymerase II.
GCAUGGUAUGAACACACUCAGUCCUUACUUCACACUGGGAUUGUUGCAGAACUGGGUAUCGGUGUGGGGGCAAAGACCUGGAAGGUUGCAGUAUGAACUACGAAGGGCCAGAGAGAUUCUCUGGGGCUGUAGAACAAAAGGCAGUACAUUAAGACUCAGAUAAAUGUUCCCAGACAUGGAAGAAAAGACACACUCCUCAAAACUAAGCAAAAACAAACAGCCUGUGAAAACAGAAUGGGGGACCCAAUAUGUGGUAUUUACUUACUUCCAAGGAGACAUUAACAGUGUGGUAGAUGAACAUUUCUCCAGAGCUUUGAGCACUGCUAAAAACCCACAGGAUCUGAGUAGGAAGAACAAGAGCGAGGACACUAUACUUAAAAAUGACAGCCACAUGACUCCCCAUCAAUGGAAUUUCUCACCUCCCUGGGCUAAACCAUACCAAACACCCCCUCCUUUAAACCUCUCCAGCUCUGACCUACAUGCUGCUGCCCCUGUGGCUACAGACCCCUUCCAGCCAUCCGUUCUACAAGGCAUUCCUCCCCCAGGUUCAGAUCUAUGGCAUUUGCCUUCAGGGAGCCAUCCCAAUUUGACUGCCACUUCAGAAUACUCUUCCUCUGUGCCUGAGCUGCAUAUGGCACAGGGAUCCAUAUCGGAUGGGAAAUACGGUUCUUUGCUCGGUCUUUUGCAACAAGACAGGUGUCCUCCAUCCAUGCAGGAGUCUACAGAUUCCAGCACGUCUUGUCUUACUGGCUCUGCAAGGUUACAAAACAUGAGCCACAGUUUAACUUCUGGGGGAGGUAUCCAGGCUAGUGACGGGAGGAGAGAUUUGUACUUUUAGAAAAUUGAUCUGUUUGGCUAUUGAUUCUUCCCAGUGGAUGUUUUAAAAAAUCUGUUAUUAAGAGAAGCUGAAGAACAUCUGUGAGUUCUCUUCCCCAUCCACCAGUUGCACAAACACAUUUGUUUGAAGCUUAUAGACAGCCAUAUUGAAAUUCUCACGUGCUUUAUCAUCUUUGUUCUGGUCACUUUCUUUGUGACUCUUGUUGCAUGCCUUAUGUAUGGGAAAACUUUCCAUCUGGAAGUACCAUUUCCUAUUUGUAUCAGAGGGGAUAAAGACCAGUCUUCCCUUCCGGUGCAGUGGUGGUGAUGACUGUAGCUGGGGAAAGGACAAAAUGGGGUCCUGAACCCUGAUGGUUGGGGACUGCACACCUGCACCUUAGGGUUGGUUGUGCCAUUGCUUAUGGUGUUCAAUGUAAAAUUUUCUAAUACCAAAUAUAUGGCUGCAGAACUGCAACUUCUGAUUUCCUGAAGAAUAUUCUCAGUUCAGCUGGUUAUGAAAUCCCUGCCCCCCAAAGGGGAUUCUGGUGCUAAAUUGUGUGUAAAAGAAAAAAACAAAUGUUGGCAAGGUAUUUGCAAGAUCUUCUUUUGAGACAAGAAGUGUAACUGGAAUGAAUUGGAAAGCACGUACACAUGACGGUAACGCCAGCUAAUUUGAGUAAGAAUUUAGAUUUUUUUUUCAAGUUCCAAAAUCACGAUUGCUGUUUUGUUUUUCCAAAAUCAAGAUUGCACAUUUCUGCUUUGCUAAGAGCUAGAAAGAAAUUAUUCAUUGGCUUUUCCGCAUCAACAUCCAUCACAAGCAGAAAAUAGCACUUCUUGGAGGCCCGCUCAGGGAAUAACAACACUCGCCUCUUUGAAACAUGGAAGUGAUACUGCACUUGCUGGCGGUGACUUAGUUCCCUGAGCUCCAUGUGUUUUUCUUUCACUAGGGAAGAUGUGACAAAAUAUUUUAUUGUAUAAAAUGAUCACCAUCUGGUGCUUCAGUUAUAUUUCUAUAGCCUCAAUUCCUUUGAAAAUGCUGUAUAGCCAGGGCUCAUUUCAAGGGGGAACACACAGGAAUGCAGUUCCAGCAGUUCCCUAAAGAGGUCACAUGUCAGGUGGCCCCGCCCACCUGACUCUCAGCCAUUUUGGGCCCAUUUCGUCCUGGAUUGGGGCUGAAACAGCCCAGAUCGGGCCUCUGACGGAUGGUGGAUCACUCUCUCACUCAGCAGCAGCCCAAUCCUGACCAUUUUGGGCCCCUUUUCAGCCAUUUUCAGCCCCUUUUGCCAUUUUGGGCCCAAUUUCAGCCCUGAAUGGCCAGGAUUGGGUCCAAAACAGCCAGGAUAUGUCAGGGGGUGUGGCAUAUGCAAAUCAGUUAUACUAAUGACACACUUCCAGUGAUGGCAGGGGGUGUGGCAUAUGCUAAUGAGUUAUGCUAAUGAGUUUCUUCAGCUCUUUUUCUACGACAUGACCCCUGUGUAUAGCCCACUCUUUUCUAGUAAUGUCAGAAUCAUUUGGUUGCUGAAUGAACUCUCCUAUCUGAGUUGGAAGAGGAUCCCAAAAUUAUGUCUGCAUUCUUCUCUCUGAGGCAGGGGAACCUUUAUUAAGAGCUGUGAUGGCCAACUGCUUUGGCAAGUGUACCCCAAAGUCAAGGCCCUUAGAGGCACACCCCAUGUCUUGAUCUAAUGUUGCAUCUAAUCUGUUCAAAUUUCAGCAGGGUGUUGGGUGAAGUGAGCAGGCUUGCAGAUCUGAUCUUACAUUGCUGACAGGCCUUGCAGGUAUCAGGUACCUGUGACAGGUACGAACCUGAGACAUAGUGAAGGUGGGAGAGCAGACGUGGAUAUAGCACAGUUCAGUCUGUUACAAAGUCAUACAAACAUGAAGAGCCAGGCCCAAAUCCUAUUUGUACUUUGUCUGUUUUAUAUUGCUCUGAUACUUGCAAUAUCACUUCUGGCCAUCCACAGUGGUGGUGCUGAAAUGCAGAAAACACAGGACAGCAAGUCCCCACUUUGACGAUCCAGCAUACAGUAAAGCACUUGGUCUUGUUGGUGUAGCUCCCUGUACAAAACCGUUGAUGCCUUACACCAGGGUUUCCAGGUGUCCCACUAAUCCUUUUGACACCAGCUACCACCUGUCGUCAAAAUAAGCAAACCUGAGCUAUUGCACAGCUCCUUCUUCCCUUUCCCUACUUGAGUUGCAUGUUUCAUGUUAUAAAUUGACUCUGUGAGGCUUUGUUAUCACCCUUAAACAUUUGUACAGUGCUUAAUAUACUUGUAACCACUUUAAUAAAUAGUGCUAUGAA